AUGGACAGGUACCAGAGGGUCGAGAAGCCGAGGCCGGAGUCGGCGAUAAACGAGAAUGAGAUCCGGAUCACGACCCAGGGGCUGAUACGGAACUACAUCAGCUAUGCCUCCAGCCUGCUUCAGGUCUGCGGUUAACCCGAAUCGAAUCUCUGUUCCUUCUUUGUCGGCCGGUCCGUGUAAGAUUGCUCCUAUGAUCUUCCUUUCCUCCCUGCUCGCUCUUAUUGUGGAUGUAUCUGUCUAGGAAGGUUGUUAAUGGUGGUUUUCUUGUCGUCUUUUUUGAGAGUUUUUUGCGUGGUCUUGUGCGGUGUUGCCCCAUGUCGCGUGUACUAUUAGCGUACUUCUGUGCUUCCAUGUGUCUGUCUGUCUGUCUGUCUGCCCACCUUCUAUUGAAUAUUUAUUCGUCAGUUGGGAAUGCUCCCCUGUUCUCCAAAUAUCGCCCUAUGAUUUGCUUAUUCAUUACCUAUCUUUUAGGCUUAUUUUGAAUCCAUUUACAUGGCAUUCCUGCUUUAUUUUUGGUCGCCUUUUCUGUUUAUCUGGAUGGUUUCUUCUAUGCUACCUGAUACUAAGCGUAUUAAGUUUUAUCGUGCUUUCCUUUCUAUUUUGUGCGCAUGUUAAUUAUUGAUGUAUCCCCUUCGAAUGCAUUGGAUUGCCUUCAUAUUGUCGCGAUAUCUUUAUGCCUUCAUGGACGAACUUCUUCGGCCCAUAUCCUACUUAAGCAAUGCAUUGAGCCUGAUAUGGUCAUAUCUAUUCUGUAUUGAAAUAUCUUGUCGUUAUAUUUUCAUUUGAUCACCUUUUCAAGGUUUCUUCGUCAUUUAAAUGCAGUCUAUUGAUACGAUUAUUCUUCAGUGUUUGAAAGUAUUCGUUAUUUAUUACACUGUCUGUGUUGCCUCCUUUUUUUACGUGUUUCGAGUUUUCUGCUUGCUAGCAUCGAGUGAAGUAAACGUUUCAUUUACAGGCGAUUGUCUUCCUAGUGAGCUAUAGGGAAUAGGACCAUACACUAAUCAGCAAUGAUUUUCCUGCUUGACUCAAACGAAUUUCUCCGGCAGUGCAGACUGAAUGUGUGUAAUUAUUCAUCUUAUGUAGAGAGUGUAACAGAUGAUGAAUGAUUUUUCGGAAUGCUCAUUUAAAUUGAAAGAUUAGCAACUGAAGUUUGUGAGCUAUAAAUAAUUGAGAAGAAAUUUGUGAGUGGAGUGCUCUGUCUUUAGUCAGAAUAUCAUAUUACGUUUUUAUAACUGUAAGAAGAGAAGUUCUAAUCAUUUUUUAAAAUUUUAAUUAUACAUUGUAUGUCAGUGACAUUCAGAGUAUUUUUUGUUCACACAAUUUAUUUAUGAAAACAUAAUACUUUUAGAAAGUAGAUAAUUAAAUUGCAUUAAUCUGUGGAAUUAUUUGGCGUGCUGUUUACACUUGUUGGUAUUUUAUAUAGGACACUUUCAUAAUAAACAGCUGACUGUUAAGUCCAGAUUGAAAGGUGCAGUUACCUUUCUUAUCAUGUAUCAACAAUUUGAUACUUUGGACCCUGUUCGCUACCCUUUGAGGUAUGAUAGUUAUUUACAUCCUGAAUUAAGAUUUUAAAAUAUCGUAGACUAUAACAUUGUCAUGGUAUUUUUUGUUGUCAAAGCGAGAGUAGAUGUGCUUACUGCCGUACUGUCAGGGAAACGAGGCUAUGCAAAGCCUUUGUUUACAUAAUUUUCUGAAAAAAAUUAUGAUCCAAAUGUUGUCUGCAUAUGGUAUCAUUCCAAUUUCAUGUCAAACUAAUGUUAUCGGUAAUUAUUUGAAUUUACGCAACGUGCAAAGUCAAUCUUUUUAGUCGGAGAGAGGCUUUGCAAUGGCUUCAUGGAAACAUCGCACAAUUGAAUAGGUCUAUGGUAAUGUAACGUUUUAACUUUUGAGCUGAUCACGGCAGAUUGUUGACCUCGACGGUACACAAAGGCAUAUUGGCGUUCAAUAUGUACGCUUGAGUCUAUUUCUAAUUAUUUUUAUGUGCGACGCGUGUUUGAAUUGUUUGUUUGUUGUACAAAUUUUCUUGCUAAAACGUAUGUAUGUGUAUGUAUGUUUCAAUAAAACUGUAUAAUUAUAUAAUUAAAAAUUUUACAAGAAGGUGCUCUGGGGAACAAACAAAGUUACUAAGUACGUAGGUGAUCAAGGCGAGCACCUUGUAAUGAUGGAACGUUUGGUUGAAAACCUGCUAGUGAUGGAUAUUUCUUUACAAUGGAAAAAGAAUAUGUGUGCUAUAUUACACGGAAACCCAUUUUUUGCUUGAUUGAGUUUGUUGAAUUACGACUGGGUUAUUUAGAGACGAUUUUGUGACCGUGCAGAGAAGGUUUUCGUUCUAGGUUGGCUGUUGUUCCAACGAAAAUGGAAAUUAUCUCAGGGGAAGGCGAAAUUUGCGUUCGCUGUUUGAUAUCGUGAUCUUCAUUUAUGCUCUUUUUGUUCUUUCUUUGUUCUAAUUGUUGGGAAGGCGUUCUGUUGUUCCUCUUUCUUCUUCUUCUUUUUUCAUCCACUCCCUAGUAGUUUCCGUCAAGAUUCUUCUACUGUGACAAUGGGGGAUAAAUGUAAGUUUGUUUUUGGGGAGGCACUCCCAGUGGUCUGUCUGUUUUAAGUAUGCGUGCUCUUGUGAGAGUCUUAUUCAUCUGUAUAUAGCAGCUAUUCCUCUAUUUCGUUUCCUUUUCACGCUGUUUGCUGAUCUUUUUUCGUGCUUUGUUCCCUUGAUUUUUUACAUGGAAAAAAUUCAGGAAAAGAGGGUGAGAGAAAUCGUUUUAAAGGCCAUGGGACAGGCCAUCAGCAAGGCUGUUGCCAUUGCGGAGAUUAUAAAGGCUAGUUUCGCAUCCUGUAAAUUUUUAUUCAUUUUUUUCUUUUUCUAUCUGCUGCGUAUUCAUGAGAUUGACUGUGCAUUUGCAUCUGAGAGCAGAAGAGGAUGCCUGGUUUGCAUCAAGACACCACAAUCAGUUCAACCAGCAUCACUGAUGUGUGGGAACCCAUUGAGGAGGGCCUUGUGACGUGGGUAUCCUUUCAUUUUGAGGAGAGAGUUCUAGAGAACUAGCUAACAUUUUGCCACAAUUACAUUGUUGACCGUGCUUUGCAGUCUGGAAACUACUCGUCAUGUCUCAAUGAUCUCGAUCACUUUAUCAACAAGAGAGCUGAACAAGAACUCUCCAGGGUGACUAUUUUUUUUUCUUUGUGUUCAUUUAAUUCCGAUUUGCUUCACUGAAAUGCUUCAGAAUGUCCUUUUUUCAAGAAAACUAGAAAAGCCACCCACAGAGCUCACAGUUGGGAGAGGCUUUAUGGUUUUUGAGCUUAGUCUCCGUUUUUCAGUUACCAAGCUCCAGCCUACCCGGAGCACCCCAGGCCGCAAUAUCAGUAUCGUCAGCAGCAGCAGCCGCAGCCGCAGCCGCCGGUGCCACCGCCGCCACAUCAGCAAGAACAUCAAGGUGGUCGAGCACAAGGACCGAUCGUUGAAGGUUUUGUUCAUUUUAACCUCUUGGAGCUACGGGGAGUGUGGUAGGUCAAGGUGCUUGCUUUCAGCUAAAUUACAUUGAUUUCUGUAGAUUCAUACGGCCGCGGUCGUGGUAGAGGAAGAGGAAGGGGUUGGGGCAGAGGUGGGUAUGGGGGGGGCUACGGUGGAGGUGGCUAUGGCGGCGGAGGCUAUGGUGGAGGUGGGUAUGGUGGAAGGUACGGCGGUGGUUAUGGGAACAACGGUGGCGGCUAUGGCAACAACGGCGGUGGCUAUGGCAACAAUGGCGGAGGCUACGGAAACCAUGGCGGUGGCGGCGGUGGCUAUGGAGACGACGGAGGUACCUCUCUUCUUCUAAAAAUCCUUUCAUGGGAAUUUCAUGAACACAACCGCUGACGGGGUGGGGUGGGGCUAAUUGUUCCCUCUGUCACAGAGAACGGUGGAUGGGAUUACAACUACGGCGGCCGGGGCGGCGGCCGCGGGCGAGGCUGGAGCUAUCGUGGUAAAUAAGAACUCACCUCCACGAGCCCCCCCCCCACCUCGACGGUGACUUCAUGUGGUGAUUCUGAUGCGUUUGCUUGAUCGAUCGGUUCUCUUCCCCAACUUGGUUGUAGGUGGUGCCGGAUACGAGAGAGGCAGAGGCGGCCCCGGUGGGCGGGGAUACAGCCGCGGCGGGCGGGGCAGGAUGGGAGGCGGACGGGGCAGGAUGAUGCAGGGCUAG
Messenger RNA from Spirodela intermedia, 4172 nucleotides. Lineage: Eukaryota; Viridiplantae; Streptophyta; Magnoliopsida; Alismatales; Araceae. The record is from the annotation of a GenBank genome assembly.